Dioszegia hungarica is the source of this 2544-nucleotide messenger RNA. RefSeq lists its product as uncharacterized. Bases 1 to 2544 code for a protein of 847 amino acids. The record is from RefSeq and is a predicted model, not a curated record. The transcript has 5 exons. NCBI's taxonomy places the organism in Eukaryota, Fungi, Basidiomycota, Tremellomycetes, Tremellales, Bulleribasidiaceae.
AUGGCAUCUGCAGCUCCAUCCAACACAGCUGCUGCGGCUCCCACAACGACAGCCACCACUGCGACAGCUCCAGGAGAACGUGCCUGUGUAGGAACGAGUGUGGAUAGACCAUCGACCGUCGCGCAAUCGCCUAUCCUCCCACCGCCGCCUGUUCCUGCUCCUUCCACCACAUCUCUCUCAGCAACUCCGAAAAUCACCCCUUCUACUGCCCUCGCAGCACCGAAUCCCCACUCCAACUCUCAGAGCGACAGCCACACUCCAGCACUUACACCUCAGCGCGUCGCCUCCUUGCGCGGAUCCCUGCCCCGCCGCCGCUCCUCUUUUCCACCGCCAGCGGCAGCCCCGCCCAACCACGCGCUGCCUUCUUCCUCCUCCCCGCAUCUCGUCGCCCCUCCCCAGGCGCAGCUCGACAUCUUUGCAGAGCUAGGCUUGCCGGAGCUGGCGAACAUGUGGACACCUGUGGGGUGGGACACACUCCUCAAUUUCGAUACGGACCACCAGGACGGCAACUCCAACCUGUUCGACUUCACACCGGGGCCGUCAUCAGGCUCGGCGGCGGCGCCCAGCGGGAGCGGGAGCGCCAUGGCGCGGAUCAAGUCGGAUCCUGGGCGAGAUAGACCAGAGGCUCACGGUCACGGACAUGGACAUGGGGGAGGCCACAGCAGUGGAGGAAAGGCGAUAGCGGGUCCAGCGUCGCUAGAACCUGCGAGAAUGGCGCAUGGGGGAAGCGACUUGGCGUGGAAGACGAUUCUGGCCAGUCAGGUGGAUGUGGAGGGAGUGGGACAAGUGGGCGUAGCGCGUGUACUGCAAGAAGUGUGGAAGCGAGGAGGAGGAGAGCAAAUCACUUCCCAAGGUCUUUGGCCAAGUAUCAUCGUCUCCCUUUCACUGCCCGAAGUUGAAUCUCCCGGAUUCCGACUCCCUACCCCAUCAGCACACGCCGCUCUAUCCCUCCAAAACCUCUACAACCUCACUUUGCGACACUGGGAACCGAGCAUCUUUUCCGGCCUGCUCGCGUCCUUCGGCUCGCAAGCUCUUCGGGGAGACCUGGACCUGUCGGCGAUGCUGGGCGCAGUCGCUCAACCACCACCGGCCGCGGAGCAUGUAUUCGGCGUGGCGAUGACGCCUCAGAAGGAGAUCGACAUGUCUCAGUGGACGACCUUGACACCAGGAGGAGGCGCGGACUGGUCCUUCCUCAAUUCGUUCGAUUCGAGCUCGCCAUACCACGUCGACUCGCUGGUCAAAACUAGCGGCGUGGUGCCCUCAAAUCUUGCCAAUGACGCUCGGGACGACCGGCGCGGAUCGACAGCGAGGAGCGUCGACGAUGAAGGGAUCCAGGGGCUGGAUGAGAUCCUGGCGCAGAUGGAGGAAGGGGUAGAAGCGAGGGCUGUCGCUGCUAUCCAGGAGCAAAUUGAGGCGGCGGGCAAGCUGCCGGAUCUCAUGCCCUCCGGCAGCUCAAGCAGGAAACGGCCAGCCGAGGACUCGCAGUUCUCCAUGCCUACCCCAGAGACGGACGCUUCGGAUACGACCAUCCUCUCUGGGCGAGGACACUCGUCAGGAAGCAAUACGGACCGGAACCGCGGAAUGAGCUUCACGCUCGUCACACCGCCCAGCUCCAACGGUUCCCCUCUUACUUCCUCGCGCCAGAUCCACCCUCGACCACCGGGAGGCCAAUCCGCCCUGGCCCGUCCGAGCAGGAACGCCCAACUUCCCACGCCUACCCCCUCCACCCAGGACUUGCCGACAAUACCCAACGGCAGAAAGAAGAUGGGGAUGCAGCUCGAUAUGCCCCUCGCUACGUUUGUCCCACCCCCGCCCAUGUGCAUGUUCUUCUCCCCGGCGUUCCAUGAUCUUCAACAGGGGAAAGUGGGGGUUUGGAAGGGGGAUCUGCUGGUGCGGGGGAAGGGAGGCGGGAAGUUUUCGGUUCUGAUUGUGGGUGAGACGGCUACGGGGCACAUGUGGCAAUCGAAUGUCUGGCCAACCUCGGUCGUCUACCCACCGGAAGAGCAGGCGAACGAAGACGCUACGGCCACAGCGACCAUGAUCCCUGUUUCGCACCUCGCUCGAGAAGGUUUCACGCCCGCAGCGAUGGGUAUGGUUCUCUGCAAUGAUGCCAACAUCGAGGCGUACGUGCAGAUGGUACAGGGUCUACACGCGGAAGGAGUGGCAUUCCACCUCCGUACACCCAACGGUCUACCGAUCGUCUUCCUCCCUGCCAAAUUCGACUCGAACGACCCCCUCCAACGGCUCGGUAUAGCCUUCAUGACCAAGCCGGGCAUGCCUAUGCCCUACCAUCCCCAAUCCAUGCCUAUGGCCUCCGCCUCUAAAUCCGCACACUCGGCGGCGUCGUCGUCCUCUUCCACCCAACCGGGUCCGGCCUCGGCCGAUAGACCAACCGCGGACAUGCCCAAGAAGAAGAAGAGGCGGCAGAGUGCCCCGGCGGGUGUCUUACCGGCUGUGAAGCCCACAGGACCGGCGGGGAAGCACAAGAAGAGGGAGAGCGACGUGGGGACAAUACCGGAGGAGUCGACCGCGGAGAAGGGAUGA